This is a messenger RNA of Harpegnathos saltator (Jerdon's jumping ant), 3697 nucleotides long. RefSeq names its product ankyrin repeat domain-containing protein 29. The transcript is spliced from 8 exons. The record is from RefSeq and is a predicted model, not a curated record. Bases 376 to 1287 code for a protein of 303 amino acids. NCBI's taxonomy places the organism in Eukaryota, Metazoa, Arthropoda, Insecta, Hymenoptera, Formicidae. Gene Ontology annotation, molecular function: protein binding.
GGGACGCGCAGUUGAAUCGGAGCGCUCGUAGUACAUACGACGUCACUCGUCGCGAUGACGUUCGGACGUUUCGCGCGAGCCGGUGAGGUGACGUGCUGAGAGAGCGGGUGUUUCGGUGAGAGGAGCGAACGUUUGAAAACGGGCUGUGACAGAAAAUCACGUUCAGUAGCGGGACGCGCUCCGUGCUGGGUGGGUGGGUUGUUUUCAUGAUUGUUUGCGCUCGAGUGCACGCGGAAAGCGACGAGAACGAACGAUCGAGUGAAUGAACGACGACGCGUCGCGACGAAACGCGAUGCGCUUGUUCCUCUGCACCGACGAGAAGAGCGACGAAUCGAAUGAUUGAUCGAGCGCACGGUAGCAGCCGCGGCUUUCAACAUGUCCAUGAAGAAAGAGUCGCCUUGGGACGUGGAGUUGCACCUGGCGGCGGCACGUGGGGAUGCCAAACGUCUCCGUGUUUUGCUGGACUCUGGACGCGUCCACGUCGAUUGUAAGGACAAGGAUGGCACGACACCCUUGAUACUAGCUGCCGCCGCUGGCCACAUUGACGCCGUGACCGAGUUACUACAUCAAGGAGCGGACCCUAAUGCCAAAAGGCUGACCGGGACAACAGCUCUGUUCUUCGCCGCUCAGGGUGGCUACAUGGACAUUGCGAAUCUGCUUUUGGAGCACGGCGCGAUCGUUGAUUCGUGCAGCAUAGACGGCGGCACGCCGCUCUUCGUCGCAUGCCAGUAUGGUCAUCUAGACGUCGUGGAAGGUUUAAUAGAGAGAGGCGCCAGUCCGAACGCACACAUGAAAGAUGGCGCUACGGCGUUAUUCAUCGCCGCCCAGAAUGGUCACCUCCGUAUCUUGGAAGUCCUGCUGGAACACGGGGCGAAGACCGACGCAGCGAGAACGGACGGCGCCACGCCUUUAUGGAUUGCGGCACAAAUGGGGCACGAUCACGUCGUGAGGAGGCUGUUGAAAGCUGGAGCGAAGGUCGACGCCACUAGACACGACGGUGCGACCCCGCUCUUCAAAGCCGCCCACAAAGGUCACACUGCUGUGAUCGGCGAACUGCUCAAGUAUCGUCCUUCGCUCGGCGUACUUCCGAAUGGCGAAAGUGCACUACAUGCUGCUGCCUUGACGGGACAUAUGACGGUGGCAAGACAGCUUGUGGGAGCGGGAGCUGAUCCUUUGCUCAUAAAUCAAGAGGGCAUUACGCCGUUACAGCUGGCUAUCAGGCACUCGCAGACUCAAGUCGCCAAUUACCUUAAGGACAAAGUGAGAGUGCGAACCGCAUCCUGUUAGCGAUAAAUAUUUUCUCCAUCUUAAUACAAUCAUAUCAGGAAUCUUGAAAUGUUACUCGACAAGUCUGGCUCAGAAAUCAGUAUUUCUAAGCAGGAUACAAUAAAAAUAUUCGUAAAAUGCGACGUAUAUGAAAAGUAAUCCGGUCUUGAUGAUAAUAAGAAUUUUAUUAAUUAUCAUAUAAGAAUAUACUUUGGAAGAAAAGAGACCACAAUAUCCAUGUCUUCGAUUUUUGAUUAGAGAGAAAUCAUAAAAUUUCCAGAUAUUUGAGAAUUAUAUAUGUUAAUAUAUUAUAAUGUUGAUUAAUAUCUUAGUGAUUAAGAAUAAACUUUACAACUUUACAACUUUGAAGUCAGAAAACUCUUAAUUUUUAAAUUUUCUUAAAUUCUAAGCUAUUUUAUGAUCAUUCAAGAAUGGUAUAUUAUUAUGGGAAAGUAACUUAAAGUAUGCUAUUUUUUUGUUGCGUAAUAAAAUUCUAUUCUUCUGUUAAACUUGAUUAGUAAGAUUGAUAUCAAGAUGUGAUUACUCUUUCGUAUGCUACACAAACAUAAUGACAUAAAUGAUAUAAAUUACACUAAUCAUAUGAAAUAUAUGACAAUGAAAGGAAGUUCCAUGAAUAUAUGUAAAAAGAUAAACACGCCAAGAUAAAUGUAUAUUAACGUACAUUAACGUUGGUCACACAGAGAUUACGAGCAAUCCGUCUGCGAGAGCGUGUUAGGUAUGUUCGUUUCAAUUGCAUUUUCGGCACUCGAUUUCUUCGUCCUAGUUCCUGGCAUGGCCUGGAUAUUUCCAUUCGUUAUUCAAGUGCGAAAAGUGAUAAAAAAUGUGUUUGAAACGAACAAACUUAUUGUUAUGUUUUGUACAUAAUCGCGAUACCAUUCCGUUCUGUUGUAAAUCUCGGUAAAGAUAUUUUAAUACACUUUCUACUGUAAAUACGAAUACGGUUGUACAAACGUUUGUGAAUGUUGAAAUGUGGUAGAUCUAUUCCUUUCUGUUGUUUUGCGUAGUAUAUUGUAUUAGUGUUGAAAAACGUAGAUAUUUUGGAUUUCAUCGGUUUCACAGUAACAGAAUACAAUGAUGUUGAUGUGCGUGUUGUUACUGUGCAUGCAGUAACAGUAUGAAAAAUUAAUAUUUAUCAACAGCCUGUCUGUAACUAUCGAGUAAGUAUAUUAUCGAUUGAUUUGUUAAAAAUGACGAGUUCAUAAGACUGAUUGAUUCGCCUUGGAAUACGUAUUUUCUAUCGUUCUUACGGUGUAUAAGGUAUAGAUCUUCUAUCUAUUCUAUUACAAAUAAGGAAUUACAAAUAAGGAAGUCAAUACGUAGUACAUAUAGAAUUGUCGAUUAUUCGUAACACAUUUUAUUCAACGUAAAGGUUUUUCUCGAUGUACUGGACAAUGUUUUGCGAAAAACUGUCAAUCAAUUCGUGACGCAUAGAAUGUCGCAAAUAUAUAUAUACAUAUAUCGUCUGGAUAACAUUGUCGAAAAAUAGUCUUCGAUGGAAGUUAGAAACUACGGUGAUACUUUACUUAAAGCGAUAAUUCGCUUCAAUAUAUUUGAAUACUUGUAAUAAUUUUAGCUUCUUAGCAAGAUAAUAAGUACUCGUCCCGUCUUCCUAACAUAAAGCACUCGUUUAUUAGAUACAACUAAUUGUUAUUGUUAACAAAAACUUGCAAGAGAAAAACAAAUAAAGAACUUUAUGAAGAAGACAGAGAUGUUACUAAAAUAAUAUAUGAAAUUAUACAUUGCAAAUAUAUUCCGUUAUGAAAUAAUUCCGUUAUGAAAUACUAAUGUUUAAUAUAUUAGUAUAUUUUUUCAUGAGGAAUAUGUCAUAUUUGUGAUGUAUAAAAUAUAUAUUAGAAAAAUAUAUUAGAGAUAUUUAAUUUUUACAUGAUUAGAGACAAGUUACAUACGCUUUAUGUAAUAUCACAGAAUAGUUCACACAGUACUCAGUUCACACUAUAAACUGAAAUCGCAUUUCUUUCACCAAGUACUAUGAACACAUAAAGAAUGUGUUAAAAAUGCAUGAUUUUCACUAUAAUCACAACGGGUGAUAUUAUAAUGAUGUCAAAAGUCAAAACUAGUGCAGACAACAAAUUAUAUACUCAGAUUCCCAAUAACAAAAUUAACAAUGAAACUAACAAUGGGAACAAAAUAUUCCUCGUUUUGAUUAAAAAAAAUUUUGAUCUAUUAAAAUAAAACAUGCUAUAUUGUUGUUCGAUUAAAAACGCAUAAUAUAAUAUUAUAUUGCGUUAUUCUUAACUUGCAUAUAUCGAAUAAUUAACAAAAUUGCAGGAACUUAAAUAGCGUGCUAAAUAUGUAAUAUUUAUACACUUUUAUCAUGUGUUCCGUGUGAAUAACUUAUCAAUAGAUAUUACAAAAAUGAAAAUUGGCAGUUUUUCACAACUAAAUUCAA